Messenger RNA from Sitophilus oryzae (rice weevil), 1137 nucleotides. Its product is annotated as ADP-ribosylation factor 2-like. The coding region runs from base 205 to 750 and encodes 181 amino acids. The transcript has a single exon. The record is from RefSeq and is a predicted model, not a curated record. Gene Ontology annotation, molecular function: GTPase activity; GTP binding. Gene Ontology annotation, biological process: vesicle-mediated transport; intracellular protein transport. Gene Ontology annotation, cellular component: cytoplasm; plasma membrane. NCBI's taxonomy places the organism in Eukaryota, Metazoa, Arthropoda, Insecta, Coleoptera, Curculionidae.
CAGAACAACAAAAACAGCGGUAAGUGACGUUUAGUUUUGACACGCCACAUUUUCGUUUUUAGAUAAUUUUGUGAAAUAUUUCUUGAACAUAAACUGUAUUGUUAUGACGUGGUUCUAUUAACAAAGUGAGAUGAAGUUUUGUUAGCUCAGUUACGAAUUUACUCUUUGUUACGGUGAAAAAUAAAAGUAUUAACUCACAAUACAAUGGGUUUGACCAUAUCUUCCGUAUUUACACGGUUGUUCAGUAAAAAACCCAUGAGAAUAUUAAUGGUAGGUCUGGAUGCAGCUGGAAAAACUACCAUACUAUAUAAAUUAAAGCUUGGAGAAAUUGUGACAACAAUCCCGACGAUAGGAUUUAAUGUAGAAACGGUAGAAUAUAAAAAUAUAUCCUUUACAGUUUGGGAUGUGGGUGGCCAAACCAGAAUCCGAAAACUAUGGAGACAUUACUUUUCUAAUACGGAUGGUAUAAUUUUCGUUGUGGAUUCCAAUGAUCGAGAAGAUCGUAUUGGCGAGGCUGAACAAGAACUCAGCAGCAUGCUUGAAGAAGAAGAGUUAAAGAAUUCCGUUCUACUUGUGUUUGCAAACAAACAGGAUUUGCCAAACUCUAUGACCACUGCAGAAAUAGCCGAUAAAUUAAAAUUAAAUACAUUGAAAAACCGCAAAUGGUUUAUUCAGGCUACUUGUGCCACACAAGGAACUGGAUUAUACGAAGGUUUAGAUUGGUUAUCUAAUGAGCUGGCAAACAGAUAAACAUCAAUGCUUUUCAUUUAUUGUAUAAGGUAUUUUUUCAUUUUAUGUGAAUCAUUAAGAAAUUUGUGAAUUAUAACAAAUAAAUUUAGUUAAACUUACAUUAUGUUAUUUUUAAGAUAUUAUCAUAUACCUACAAGUUUGUCUGUGUACUUUAAUUCUUUUGUUAAGCCAAGUCUUAGAAAAUUAUGAAAAUACAAGAUUUGAUUUCAUGGUAAUAUUAAAAGGGAUAUCAGCUAACAUGUUAAUAUUAAACAUUUAUAGGACAUAAAAUCAAAUUUUAAUUGAACCAGAUAAGGCUUAAUCAGUUCAUAAAAGGUAUUUGAUAAGAUGUUUGAGUUGAAUAGUUUAUAGAAUUUUUAAUAAAAAAUACAAACGUGAUAAAAGAAA